Molecule: messenger RNA, 1698 nt
Organism: Caenorhabditis remanei
Lineage: Eukaryota; Metazoa; Nematoda; Chromadorea; Rhabditida; Rhabditidae
Exons: 13
Coding region: 1-1698 (565 amino acids)
Biological process (GO): transport
Cellular component (GO): membrane; Golgi apparatus
Source: RefSeq, a predicted model, not a curated record
AUGUGGUGUCGAAUAUUACUUUUGUCUAUUGUUAUCUGUACAACAACAAGCAAAUUUCACCAUCUGGCGUUAAGGGCAGACUCAAGAAGAAAUAUCAUUAUCAGUGAAUUUGGAUAUGGAACAAACGGUACUCUGAACAUUGCAAUUAACAAUUUCACUGUGCCUGAAAAGAUCAAAGAUUCUGUCGACUCGACGGAAAAUGCUGAUAAAUUAGGCGUCAUUGGAUUUUCACUCUCCUUGGGCUCUAUUAUAACAAGAGGGGUUGGAUCAAAUCCACAUGUUUGUCAGUUACAACAAACCGACCAAGGCUAUGAUGCUAUCUUCUUCUUUGCUGACCUUCCGAAUAAACGUUUGCGAGUUUAUCGAAGUGGAAUCGGAAAGUACAUUCGAAUUUGCAAAUCGGCUACUGAAUGUUUGACUAAAGACGCCGUUCGAACCCCUAAACCGGAAGAACUUCAACCGGAAGAUCCGACGGGACCAAUUGAGCAGCGUGGGUGGUUCCGCAACUUGUUCGGAAGGUUUCUGAACCCCGGUGCACCAGAAAUCGCGUAUGACAAUUAUAUUCCGCUGCAAGUGGACAAUGAGAAUCAUUUUUCGACAAACAUGUCUAUCCGAUUUGAUGGGAAAAUUGUCGGCCACGAUCGUGUGGCCGUUGAUCUCACUGUCGACCUCGUCGAACGAAAUAUGCAUUCAUAUCUGUCAAUAGGAGAAAUUCCAAAACCUCAAAUCUAUCUGUACAUGUCGAUAUUGUUUUUCGGAUUGUCUGUCUACUGGAGUCAUUUGCUUUGCAGAGCAAGUUCUGACAACAUCUACCGAGUUCACAAAUUCAUGGCAGUUCUGGUGUUCUUGAAGGCGUUGUCAUUAUUCUUCCAUGGACUCAAUUAUUACUUUUUGAGCAAGUACGGCAUGCAGAAGGAGUUUUGGGCUGUUCUCUACUACAUCACCCAUCUACUCAAAGGACUUCUCCUAUUCGGAACCAUCAUCUUGAUUGGAACAGGAUACACAUUCAUCAAACAGUUCCUGACUGACCGCGACCGUAAAGUGUUCAUGUUUGUGCUCCCAAUUCAAGUUCUCGACAACAUCUUUUUGAUCAUCCUGAGCGAGAGUGAAAUUGGAACCGAAAGUCACCAACUAUGGCUUAAACUUUUUGUGUUCCUUGAUGUUUUGUGCUGCUUUUUGGUCGGACUUCCAAUUGUUUGGUCUAUUCAACACUUGCAUGAAGGGGCUACAACAGACGGGAAGGCAGCUGCGAAUUUGGAAAAGUUGCGGUUAUUCCGCCAAUUUUACAUACUUGUGAUAAUUUACAUCUAUUGCACUCGGUUCUUCAGUGUUAUUUUUAAAUUCAUUCUCCCCAAUAACAUGGAAUGGGUGAUUGUCGCUGCAGUCGAAAUUGUCACAUUCACAUUCUUCAUCGUUGUUGGAUACAAGUUCCGCCCUGCAAACUCUCAUAAUUAUCUUCUUUUGAAUUCUGAUUUCGAUAGUUAUGAUGCGGAUGUGAUCCCCAAGGAUGACAGGAAAGAUAAAGAUAACAACGAGCCAGUGGUGGUGGAUGAGCAAUUCUUGACCAAAGCAUACUCGGAUGCCAAUGUCUCCCGACGAGUGGUAUCUGAUGAAUCAUCCAACAAUCAAGCAGACUACCCACAUCAGAAGCUCAUGAAGAAACCUUCUCAAACCUACGAACAGUCUCUGCUAGAUUAA